Molecule: messenger RNA, 3203 nt
Organism: Eriocheir sinensis (Chinese mitten crab)
Lineage: Eukaryota; Metazoa; Arthropoda; Malacostraca; Decapoda; Varunidae
Product: transmembrane protein 165-like
Exons: 8
Coding region: 178-1077 (299 amino acids)
Biological process (GO): calcium ion transmembrane transport; Golgi calcium ion transport; manganese ion transmembrane transport
Cellular component (GO): Golgi apparatus
Molecular function (GO): calcium ion transmembrane transporter activity; manganese ion transmembrane transporter activity
Source: RefSeq, a predicted model, not a curated record
GAGUCAGGUGGAGGAGAUCCCUUGAGGCGUUUAUGUCCAGCUGGCAGUCAAAACAACUCUUGGCUGCUGGGUUCGCGAGGUGGUUGACUUGCGGACCUCUUUUGUUGGCCUUGUGAUGCAAUACUAACCGUCAGGAGGAGGAGGAGCAGCACACCGAGGACAUCACAGUAAGCCAUCAUGAUGUCCCGUCCAGUGUGGGUGCUCACCCUCACUGCUCUGGUGGUGGGGGUCGCAUGGGCCGAGAUUCAUCCCAUUGAUGUGGAGCCAGUGAUGAGGAGGGAGCAGCCAGAUUUUGAAGAUGACACUGGAAUUGGUGCAGUUCUCCCCAGCGGAAGUGGUGAUCAGUCACCCAACUCAUCCAGCGAUAAAGAUGACAAGAAGGUUGUAGACGCCAGUUUCACGAAUGCCUUUGUGGCAGCGUUGAGCAUGAUUGUUGUGACAGAACUUGGGGACAAGACCUUCUUCAUUGCUGCCAUCAUGGCCAUGAACCACGCCAGGGUGACAGUGUUUGCGGGAGCCAUGCUUGCCCUCACCGUCAUGCAUAUUCUCUCUUCAUUCUUUGGCUAUGUAAUUACAUGGAUCCCAAGAGUGUACACCUUCUAUGCUUCAAGUGCACUUUUUGCCAUCUUUGGCAUCAAGAUGCUGCGGGAAGGCUGGAAGAUGAAGCCAGACGAAGGCCAGGAAGAAAUGGAAGAAGUGCAAUUAGAUCUGCGCCGUAGAGAUGAUGAAAUUGAAAGGGAAACCAUGGAGGAGGGUGAGGGAAGGACGAACAGCAGAAGAGCCACACGCAAGAGUCGCCUCCAAGCAUUGGUACCACGAGUGUUUUUGCAAGCUCUAACCAUGACCUUCCUGGCAGAGUGGGGCGACCGCUCACAGAUCGCAACAGUUGUAAUGGCAGCACGAGAGGAUGUGUACGGAGUGGUCCUCGGGGGUCUGCUUGGCCACUUCUUGUGCACGGGUCUUGCCGUGGUUGGCGGCCGCAUGAUAGCCAGCAGAAUAUCCGUCAGAACAGUGACAAUCAUCGGAGGCCUCACCUUCCUGGUCUUCGCAGUGUCUGCCUUGAUUCUUGGUCCUUGAGGAAGUUGCUCAUCUGCCAUUAUAAAAACCUUCGUUCUUUUGAUUCUUCAUUAGUUGAACUUAGUAUGACUUGACCCAUCACUGGACUUCUUUGUCUUUGCCUUUUGCAAAACAGUUGUGGGAGGUUGAGUAAGUACAUCUGCCUCGCUGCAGACCUCCAUUUUGUUAGAUUUAGUGGAUUGAAAUGGUUCCUUUUACCCCUUCUCCACCUCUUCCUCACAGCAACAGCUUUUUCAUACUUUUGUGCAGACAUGGCUGAGAAUGGCACUCUCUUCUCAUCAGGGUGGUAUUCCAUUGCCUUAACCUAUACUUUCCUGGCCUUUGUUGCGGUUUCUUUGCCAUUUUAGAAGUUAUUUUUAUCAUCAUGAUCAUCGUAUCAACCCUUCUUUUGAGGUUUCUUUGUGAGCUCUAUUUUUUUAAUGGUUUAUUCAUGAAAAUACAACUGAAAUUCUGAAAAUCAACAUUAAUGAAAUAAGUAUAAAAGUAUAUGAAUUAUCAAGCUUGGUUUAUGCAUAUGAAAACUUAUAUUCUUGCAGAGCUUCAGACAUCAUGAUUUACUGCACCCAUUCUUGGUUAGCUUAUUUGAUUGAGUAAAUCAGACAACAGUGGAAUUCAGAUUCUGAAGAAAAAUGCUAUGGAUUUCUUACUCCUUCAAAAUAGUCUGCUCUUCCAGUGUUUUGCAGCACUUUAUAGUAAGCCUUAUGUUAUUAAUGAUUUUGUGUAGUAUAUUUUUACUGUCACGAACUUCAGAAUGAGUGGAACAGAUAAUUUUUAGAAACUAUGAAUUACAAAUGUCUCUGAGGAAAAAAAAAAAGUCUUGUGAAUAUGAAGAGGAAUUACUUUGACUUCUCAUACUUAGUAGUAACUCAAUAUGUAGAACCAAAACAUCUGUCUGUAGAGUGAAGUAAUAGUUGUCAGGUGUUGGUUAAAGCGAUGGGUAAUGUGCCAUAGUCUUAGACAGGAAUUUUAAUUUUUUUUCAUAUAGCAGACAUUUUUCAUUAUGCACUAAAAGAAGUCAUCAUAACAACAUUCUGAAAGUAGGUUAACUGGAUUGAUAUACAGACUAUGGCCCAUAUUCUCAGACACUUUUGGUUCUCACAACAAGUAUUUCCCAAGGCCACUGACAAAGGUUUCAUGUGAGCAUUUUUCACAGUUAUGGUGCAGAAGCCUUAUCAAACUAUCACUAGGCCCAUAAGACUACCCAUGGAAAUACUAACAUAACCUCUACCAAAGACUUGUCAUGUGUGGGUGUGCAAGCCCCAAAAUGUUUGGAAGUAUGGGCCUAGGAAAGAGAUUCAGAUAAGGGUUACAUUGACAUUUUCUGAUAUUUUAAAUGGUUUUCUCGAUAGUACACCUUUAUUGUUUAGUAGUAUUACGAAGAACCAUUUUGUAUGAAAGUUAGUACUAUAUACAUAUGUUUGUAAAGUAAUUUGUGUAUAUAUGUAUCAUUUUAUCAUUAAGAGGGGCAUCAGUUAGGUUCAGUUAUUGAUUAUAUGAUAUGUAAUUCAUCAGUAGGAGGUGUAGCCUUUAGAAUUCUGUGUAUACUCCCAUUUAUAGGUAAAGUUAAGUAUUUACAGCCUUGAAUAGUGUUUAGUGAGGGUUAGUUAUGGCUGGAAAAAGUAUUGACAGGGCUGUUGCUUCUUUGUCUCCUGUUCUGCUAAUGUGCAUGUCAAUAUCAUCACUCCAUGUCAACUGUAUUUAAGGCACUGAUAGGAACAUAUAUUUACUUUAGUGAUAGUAAAGAGGCAGGGAGCUAACUACUCAUAAGGGUGCCUCUUCUCUAUGCAUCUCUCUCAUAGUUGUCAAAUCUGUUUUUAAAGGUGUUGACGCAAGGGCUGCGUGGAUGACACUCUCGGGCAGUUUAUUCCACUUGUUUAUUACCCUUGCGUCAUAGAAAUUUCCUGUCUUUUGAGUUCUGGUAUGUAGUGUGUUGCAACAAAGCACCUGCAUUAUAUACCACUACAUAUUUACUGUCAAUGCCUUACAAGCAGACAUAUUCAAAAGAUGUACCCUGAUAGUGCCCUUACAAUGGUAAUGGGAAGUUUAAGUGAUACUUGAUGGUGACUGGUCUCAUAAUGCUGCAGUGUAUAUAUAUUACGGGUGCAGGAGUAAAGUGAUCUCUUAUA